AUGCGUCGAGCAUUCACUCGAAGCAUUACUACCGGUGCUGGCCGAACCUCUAGAGCAUCUCUCACCCGCUCGUCACUCCUCUUCUCAAAGCCUACCAUCAUGGCCUCCUCCGGCUCACCCACCUCCGCCGUCGCGGCGAGGAGGAUACACGCCACGGCGAAGCACCUCAACGCCGCCCUGGACUCGACGGCCGAGUCCUACCCCAACACCCACGAGAAGAUUGCCAAGCCAGAAGACACCCCCUUCUUCUUGGACAACAAGUUCAUGACCUCGGCCGCGACCGACUUCAUCGACCUCCACGACCCGGCCACCAACAACCUCGUCACCCGCGUGCCGCAGAUGACCACCGAGGAGCUGCAGUCCGCUGUGGACUCGGCCGAGAAGGCCUUCCCCAAGUGGCGUGCCAUGAGCGUCCUCGCCCGCCAGCAGAUCAUGUUCAAGUUCGUCGCCCUCAUCCGCGAGAACUGGGACCGUCUGGCGGCGAGCAUCACCCUCGAGCAGGGCAAGACGUUUGCCGACGCCAGGGGCGAUGUUCUUCGUGGUCUGCAGGUUGCUGAGGCCGCCUGCGGUGCGCCUGAGCUCUUGAAGGGCGAGGUGUUGGAGGUGGCCAAGGACAUGGAGACGAGAAGCUACCGUGAGCCAUUGGGUGUUGUGUCUGCCAUCUGCCCUUUCAACUUCCCCGCCAUGAUUCCCCUUUGGUGCAUCCCCAUCGCGACCGUCACCGGCAACACCCUCAUCCUGAAGCCCUCGGAGCGCGACCCCGGCGCGGCCAUGAUCCUCGCUGAGCUCGUCCAAAAGGCCGGCUUCCCCGAGGGCGUCGUUAACGUCGUCCACGGCGCCCACAAGACGGUGGACUUCAUCCUCGAGGACCCCGUCAUCAAGGCAGUCAGCUUCGUCGGAGGCAACAAGGCCGGCGAGUACAUCUUCAACAAGGGCUCCGCCCACGGCAAGCGCGUCCAGGCCAACCUCGGCGCCAAGAACCACGCCGCCGUCCUGCCGGACUGCAACAAGAACCACUUCCUCAACAGCGUCGUCGGCGCAGCCUUUGGCGCCGCCGGUCAGCGCUGCAUGGCCCUCAGUACCCUCGUCCUCGUCGGCGAGACAAAGGAGUGGCUCCCCGAGCUGGCCGAGCUGGCCAAGAAGCUCAAGGUUGACGGCGGCUUCGAGGCCGGUGCCGACCUCGGCCCCGUCAUCUCCCCGCAGAGCAAGCAGCGCAUCGAGAGCCUGAUCCAGAGUGCCGAGGACGAGGGCGCCACCAUCCUCCUCGACGGCCGCGGCUACAAGCCCGCAAAGUACCCCAACGGCAACUGGGUCGCGCCCACCAUCAUCACCAACGUGACGCCAGAGAUGAAGUGCUACACGGAGGAGAUCUUUGGCCCCGUCCUCGUCUGCCUCAACGUCGACACGCUUGACGAGGCCGUCGCGCUCAUCAACAAGAACGAGUACGGUAACGGCACCGCCAUCUUCACCCGCUCCGGCGCCACCGCCGAGGCCUUCCGCCGCAACAUUGAGGCCGGCCAGGUCGGUAUCAACGUGCCCAUCCCCGUCCCUCUGCCCAUGUUCUCCUUUACCGGCAACAAGAAGAGCGUUGCCGCGGGCGGCGCCAACACGUUUUACGGACGUCCCGGUAUUUCCUUCUUGACGCAGCAGAAGACGGUCACGUCUUUCUGGGCGUCUGCCGAUGCGAUUUCGCAAAAGGCUGAUGUCUCGAUGCCUACACACUCAUAA
Molecule: messenger RNA, 1728 nt
Organism: Colletotrichum abscissum
Lineage: Eukaryota; Fungi; Ascomycota; Sordariomycetes; Glomerellales; Glomerellaceae
Product: methylmalonate-semialdehyde dehydrogenase
Exons: 2
Coding region: 1-1728 (575 amino acids)
Biological process (GO): L-valine catabolic process; thymine catabolic process
Cellular component (GO): mitochondrion
Molecular function (GO): methylmalonate-semialdehyde dehydrogenase (acylating, NAD+) activity; malonate-semialdehyde dehydrogenase (acetylating, [NAD(P)+]) activity
Source: RefSeq, a predicted model, not a curated record